AUGCCCCGGCGACAACAGGGCAUCCCGACGUGGCCCUGUCCAUGCUCCUCAUGUUAUCGACGUGCCACCUGGAUGUACCUGGGGCCAGGGCGGCCAGGGCAGCUGCUGUCCAUGCAGGGCGCCGGGCGGGCCCUUCCGACGACGGGGGCGACUGCCGUUUGCUUUAUGCUGGCGCACCUGGACGAGCUGGCAAGUCGGGGCAAAAUCGGCGACGCCAACGUCUCCAUCCCCUUGUAUUCCGGCUGGGUUCCGCGGCUGGGGCCCGCGACGGCGCGGCCCCGAGGUGUGGCGGGCGACGGGCCCCUCUGGGGGAUAGAGUAA
Prorocentrum cordatum is the source of this 321-nucleotide messenger RNA. NCBI's taxonomy places the organism in Eukaryota, Dinophyceae, Prorocentrales, Prorocentraceae. The record is from the annotation of a GenBank genome assembly.